Scatophagus argus is the source of this 7447-nucleotide messenger RNA. RefSeq names its product sorbin and SH3 domain-containing protein 2-like. Bases 894 to 5744 code for a protein of 1616 amino acids. Gene Ontology annotation, cellular component: plasma membrane. Gene Ontology annotation, molecular function: protein binding. The transcript has 29 exons. NCBI's taxonomy places the organism in Eukaryota, Metazoa, Chordata, Actinopteri, Scatophagidae. The record is from RefSeq and is a predicted model, not a curated record.
UGGCACUUUCCGGUUAGCACUGAGCUGUACACACACUGGCCCCUGUGUGUCCUCUGCGUGCAAUGAUUGAACCGCGGCCGUUGCCAUGGCUACACGCAGACCCAAUCAGAAGAAGCUCGCGGGGUAGACUGUUGCUGAAUGAAAAUAACAGAGGCCAUUUUGCGCACGAAGCCACGGCAUCAUUCAAUAAUAAUACAAACGGAAACGGGAGGCAGGUUCAGGCCAUUUCUGGACAGACGCGAGUGCUUAAGAGCCGGCAGAGUGUUGUGGGACCGCGGUGCGACUGGCGCUUCAAGUUUGAAAAAAAAAGGAAAGGCAUGCGGUAACUAAUUGUGCCGCCGCGUCGCUGUUUCGUGGAGGUUUGUGUGGUGAGGGAAGGCGGACAGCACGGCUUGAGCCGCACCGCAUUGCUACCCGAGCUCCGGUGACCCCCGAGAGAGGGAGUUGCCUUUAGUUAGCUGACCGGCAACAUCCAUGCGCGUCGAAAAGCAGGUGUACGGUUUCAUCACUCGGCCACCGCACUAGCUUCCGAGCUGCUGUAAGCUCGCCCUGGUUGCGUGCUUGUACUUCGGCGCUUGUUUGAGAGAUGACUUUUCACAUGGAAGAGGCUGGUUACCUGACGAUGUGUCGCGGAAUUAGUCGACUGAGGCGGCAGUCGGUUUGAGGCAUUAACGGGAUAAGAUCUGGGAAUAAAGCUUUACCGGGAGGAGAGACUUAUCCUGAGCAGACGGAAGAGGAAGGAACAACAACAUCAGAAUAUUGGAAGAGGAAGAGGAAGGAAAAGAAACUUAGGCUCACCUGUACCUGACUCUUUUUACCAAGUCUCCAGUCUUUUGGUUUUAUGACGGAAAGUACAUCCCUCUGCAGUGGAUCAGUAAGAAGUACUCUUCAAUAUGAAUACAGAUAGCGGAGGAUUCGCUCGCAAAAGCGUGGCCUUGUCGCUCACACUCUCUCCCAUGAAGAGGGUCCAGAGCUCACCAAAUCUAGGCACAGGGAGUGAUUCUCACUCAUCAGACUUGGAUUCUUGGCGGUCACGUAGUGUAACAGAUGGCCUUAAGAAUGGAGACGCCAGUAGCUCAUCUCUCGCUGCCAAAGGCUUCCGCAGCGUCAGACCCAACCUACAGGACAAAAAGUCACCAACACAGGAUAUCAAUCACAUUCCUUUGCCACCCCCAAGGAGAGAGAGUUUCCACUUCUCACCGACUGGCACUAAUCCACCAGACUACAGCUCCCUUAUUUCCCUGCCUAAUGAUUUUGGCCCUGGAACUCUAACAUUCACUCAGAAUGAGAAAGGCAUUUUGAAAGAAUCCUACACUAUCAGUAGCACGUCUUCUUACUCCUAUUCAGAGACCAGCGCAAACCCAGUCCAACAGACACACCAGACCAUUGGCCCAAAUAAUAAUAGCAACUGUAGUGCAUCUGCUGCCACUAAUACACAUGCUCAGGAGCGUAAGGUGUCUUCCCUCAAACUUACCCCUGUCACUAUCCCUGACCCCCCAGUUCACUGCAACUCUUACCUUGACCCCCAAACUAAGACCACUGGUUCCCCAACACCAGCUUCCCCCUCUCCACAAAGAGAUCCCUCCCUGUUUCCCCCCCUGACAAAGACAGCCUUGCUUUCUGUCCGCUUGGGCCCUGAGAAUCUGAAACAUCCAGAGCCUUCAAAUGACACAGUGGAACUCAAGGUCCCAGAUCACGCCACAAAUCAAAGCCCAGCUCCGUCCCAGGUUGAGAUAAUGAAGGCUCCUCCUCCUCCGAUUCCACCAAGGCCGUCUCCUGCAGAACUGUUGGGGCCUCCCUCCCCCGACCCUGCGGCACGGCACUCCCCCUCUCGCUGCCACAGCUCAGAAUCACUCGACUACCCGUCAGGCCUAAUGCCCAAGACUCUGUCGCCCACCCCAUAUGUUCCUAGCGGAGCUGGCAGCACAGCUGGUGCAGUCAGUGGGCCGAGCCUUACCACAGUCAGCGGUGCGAGCAUCGGUGGCUGCGUGUCACCCUCAGCUUCCCCCGUGACAGUGUCAGCCCUCAGCCACUACUCGUCGUCCACUGCGGGUCUGCUGGACGAGCUACAGAUCUGUAGCCUGGACUCACCCGGCACCUCACCCACGCCAUCGCCCACCCUCAGCCAUGUCUCUGCCUACACAUCUACUGCUGGCCUUGAUGAUGUGCUAACAACCUCUGUGGCCUCCACUGCUGCUGCAGCCACUUUUACUAACGGUCAGGUCCUCUCUCAUGCUAUGAAUGGAAGUGCUAGCCAUCCACAGAGGCCCCUCUCUCCUCCAUCCUACCCUCCUCCCCCCGCCUCACUCCACACUGCCCUCCAGAGACAGAGCCGGAGUUCAGAGGGCAGCGAGUCAGUUACCAGAGAGUCUGUGGUGUCGGGCCACACCAGCGUCAGCAACACUGUGCCCAUCGCCCGCUUCUCGGAAGAAGAGAAAAAGGUGUCCAUCAUUAAAGCUCCUCAUUAUGAAGGCAUCGGCCCUGUGGACGAGUCUGGCAUCCCCAUCGCCAUCCGCACGACGGUGGAUAGGCCUAAGGACUGGUACAAAACUAUGUUCAAACAGAUCCACAAGGUUCACAAAGCCGAUGAUGACUAUUCUGAUACAUACAAUGCAACAUAUGCCGUCAUAAACAACGACGACCACAGCACGUCGUCCAAUGCCACCAUGGCCCACCCUGCUCCCCGUACACAUACGUACAGGCCGCUCGCCAGAAGCCCCUCUGACAACGGGGGGCAUCUGGGUCCUCGGGAGCCUUCACCAUCUCCUGUGCCCCCACCCCCUCCACCCAUGCCAUCGCUCCUCCAGCUGAGGGCCAGAGACAGUGACCGUGAGAAAGACUCACCUGACAUGAAUGAAUGGGGACCUCCCAACAGGAAAGUGGACACACGAAAGUACCGCGCAGAACCCAAGAGUAUUUUUGAGUAUGAGCCUGGGAAGUCCUCUAUUUUGGAGCAUGAAAGACCAACCUAUGAUGACAUAGAUUUAGAGAACGAGCCUUGGUAUAAGUUCUUUUCCGAGCUGGAGUUUGGGCGGCCGCCUCCUAAAAAACGACUGGAUUAUAAUCCAGACAUCUCGGCUCGCCAACGCAUUGAGACAUCCCUGCACAUCGCUCCUGCUGACAAGGCUCCAGAGAGACCUACGAGUGCUGCCAGUGACUACAGAAAGAGAAGGAAGUCCGAGCCAUCAAGUUCCCAAGUCAAUGCUCAGUCUCAGGGCAGAGCGGCAACUUCCCCUAAACCAGUGGAUGCCUACCGACCCAGCAGCAGCCUGAAGAAACCUGUGAUUCGCUCCUCACCGUCCUCACCCUCCAGAGCCAAAGACCAGGAUGUCUCCAGGUGUUAUUCCACCAUGGAUGGACGCCACACACCCCAGAGUAGAAGACCUACUCCUGACAAAGAGGUCUCCCAUAAACAGAUGACACAACUUAUUCUGUUCUCUCUCCUCCAUCAGAAACAGCCUGCGAGAGCCAUUUAUGAUUUUAAGGCACAAACAGCGAAGGAGCUGUCAUUUAAGAAGGGUGAUGCAGUGAACAUCAUCCGACAGAUAGACAACAACUGGUAUGAAGGAGAGCACCGUGGACGGAUUGGGAUAUUCCCCAUGUCAUAUGUAGAGAGGAUGCCAUCCUCAGAGAAGCAGCAGCCGAUUCGUCCACCUCCACCAGCGCAUGUCAGAGAGAUUGGAGAAGCAGUAGCUCGCUACAACUUCAAUGCUGAUACAAACGUGGAGCUGUCUCUCAGAAAGGGUGAGAGAGUAAUUGUGAUAAGGCAGGUGGACCAGAACUGGUAUGAGGGGAAAAUCCCAGACACAACCAAACAGGGCAUCUUUCCUGUGUCAUAUGUUGAUAUCGUCAAGCGCUCACCUUCCAAGGUUUCCACCCACCACAUAGACCCACAUGGUUACCCUGGCAACAGGACUCCGAGUUCUACACCCAUUAAGCCUUCCUACCAUCAACCCCCUUCCUCCACUCCUCAUGACCUCCCUUCCCCUCACCCCCCGUUGAGAAGGUUUGAUCUGCAAGCUGUCACCAACGAGUGGCUCUCCCUCACAAUGGACACAUCAGCAUCCACUCCACCUCACUCCCUCACAACCACCCCCGUACCACCAACUCCACCCCCUCUCCCCACUGACCUUGCACCUUUCCUGAAAGCCCAGGGCCCCAAGGCAUCCUCACCUGUGCCAUCACAAAGAGGCUUCAGCGUGCCUCCCCAAAUAUUUUCCAGAACUCCUUCAUGUAGAGAAGAGAGACACCGUUUAGGUCGCGACCCAGCUGCCAUGCCUUUCUCCCAGCCUCCUCCUCCCCUUCCUCAUUCCUCAUUAAGUUCUCCACUGCAGUACAAUGCUGGCAAAGGAAUAGCCCAAACAUUUCAUAUUUCUAAGCCAGAAGUAUUGUCUUGCACAGCGCCAGAGCCAGUAAAAUCACCCACAGAAGUUCCUUUACGGCACAAGUUAAAUGUGCAAGUAAGCAAAAGAAGCAAAAGCCCUGACAUUGAGCUGCAAGUAAGAGACCCUUAUGACGAACUGUUGUUCAUGAUUCUGGAUGGUUGUACCAGUUCAGGUGAAGCUGACUUUUCAAGAUUGUCUCCGGUAGAUUCCCCAUCAGCUACGUUAAUCAGUGAAUCUCAGAAUAGGUUUAAGCCAAAACCAGAAAUAUCCCAUCAGCCAGCAAUGAAACGCGCAGAAGUCGCUCCAGCCAGCGACUUGACAGGCAGUGUUCGGUCAGAGGUACAGAUUCACAGGCCUGUGAUGAUGGAGCCACUUUCCAUCUUUUGGGGAGGGCAGUCUGAAGCAAAGGAUGAACAACCAGUCGAGUCUCAGAGACCCCCAUCGGUGAAAAGAAGCGGAUAUACUGAGUUGUUCAUUGAAGAAGAGGAAGAAACUAGAGAGGACAAAGAGGAGGACAUUAACGGUUAUAAUGAGAGACUCAGUCCACAGGCUGAUGUCCCCCCUUCCGCUCUGACACAGUUUCCUCACCCUGGUCUCCCGUCAUGCUCCAUACCACCACCUCAGACCUCCUUACCCCUCCCCUUUUCCUCUUCCUCUCCUCCUCCUCUUUCUAUUUCUUCUACUUCUUCGUACACUCCUUCUUUGUCUUCUUUCUCACGGUCACAGCAGCAGGAUCAUAACACCAUCCCUCACUCUCCCCCCGUCUCCCCUCGACCCCCAUCCCUUCCCCACCUCAUGACAUCCCCUCUACCUCCAGUCUCUCCAUCUCCACCAGUCUCACCACCUCCCCUCCAGUCUUCUCACCCGUCUUCAAACGUUCCCUCCCAGCGUUCUGUCUCGGCCUCUCCCUGUCUUUCUCAUCCGGUCACAUCCUACACUGACACAGAAUCACCCGUUCCCCUUCCCGCCAUGUCUCCCCCCAAACCCGUCUCUCCUCCCCUCACCACUCCACGCUCUCCCCCGUCUCACCCCACUGUUCCCCAUGCAGGACGUAGGUCUCCCAAGGUGAAGGAUCCUGUUGUUGGUGGUAAACCUCCUCGUAGCCCCAUCUUGUCCCGGAGGUCCUAUCUGUCCACCAUUAGAGGUCGACGGCGAUUAGUCCAGGAUGCACUCCAUGGUGGAGGAGACCCGUACCAGGCCGUGUACAAUUACCUGCCUCGCAACGAGGACGAGCUGGAGCUGAAGGAGGGCGACAUUGUGGAUGUGAUGGAGAAGUGUGAUGACGGCUGGUUUGUUGGGACCUCUCGGAGGAGCAAGUUGUUCGGAACCUUCCCAGGAAACUACGUGAAGCAGCUAUAAUGAUGAUUCCAGUCUCCGUCCCCACUGCCCCGCCCCCGUUAAGUGACACAUUCAUGGCCCUCAGCACAGCACCCGCAGGACGCCACCUCCCAAAAGUGGUCCCUCGAGACGUGUCGCACAUUUAUGCGUUUGCAUGAUUGUGUGGCUUAUCGGCUUCACACAGACAGGACAUUUAGCUCAAACUAGCCAUCUUUAAUGGAAGACUUCUAUAAAGUAAUGUUGCUGUUUUUUUUUAAAUCUUUUUAUCCUUAUUUUUCUAUCUUGGAGAACCCAAACUUUGUGCUCCAGUCAGUGACCUUUAACGUUUGACAGCAAUGGAAGGAUAUCAGAGGAACUUUGCAAACACUCAGUCAUAGAAAACAAAGCACCGCAGUGAUGCUUUUUCUCCUCUUAAAGAGCAGUAAGAUCACCACAAUCAACUUGUUUUUUUUUACUUUUCUGCAGUAUCUCACAUUUAAAAACACUUGCUCCAUUUCACUCCAGUGUUCAAUUACAGAUAUCCCCAAAGAUAUACAGUACAGAGAGUGUUGUAAAAACAGUGUUCUGUCAGCAGGUCUGUUGUACACUAACUUUGUUGGAGGGACUGCAGCCAUGCAGCCACUUUUUAGGUAAGAGGAUGUUAAAUGUGAUCAAUGUUAUGUGUUACUUAAGGUAUUGACUGGUCGGCAAGAGUUUGGGGAUAUAUUUCUUUCCUGAAACACAUAAUUAAGCAAUUAUCUAAAAUAUUGCAAAUGAGGAAGUAGGAGAAAUACUGACACUGUUGUACUUGCUGUCUCAGCCUAAUAUGUCAAAUUGCAAGAUUAGAAAACAUAAAAUACUCUCAACUCGUUGUUUCUUCAUCGUCACACUAGGAUUGAUGCACUUUAAUGAAACUUUAACAACAAUGUUUUGUGUUUUAGUUGAAAUUUCACUUCAUAUUUUUCACACUAAAGGUUAAUAUGACUGUGGGGCUUCUGGGUGUUUUGGUCAUGUUUGAAAAGUGUUUGCGACAAAGGUUGCCGACCUUUUAGGUAUUAUAUUUAUUAGAGGACAAGUGCUGGUGGAACUGUGUUAUUAGUAGAUUUCAGAAGGGACGGACACAACACGUUGCUUUUGAAACAUCUUUAAACAGAAGCAAGCCCACAUUUGAAUCAUUAUUUUAUUGUUAAGUGAAGUAUCAUUGUCCAAAUAGGUCCAGAGUGACAAGCAACGCAACAGUUUAUGGGCUAUAUGCUGGGUGUCAUGAUAUUUUAUGUUGAAUUAUUUAAGCCGAAUGCAGGAUGAGAUGGCAUUUUAUCAAAAACGUCAGUCGUGUAACUACAGUUUUCUUUUCCACUAGUCUUUGUUUUAAUCCUGUUGUCACCGUUUCAUGUAGUUAAAUACUUUUAGAAAGUACUGACAGUUUCCAUCUUGUCAUCCUCAGUGAAUGUGAUUUCUGUUUUUGUUUUUUUCCUUCACUUUACAUGUUUCACACAGGAUGGACACUGAUGACAAAAAAAAAAAAAAACAAUUGUUAAGCACCUUAAGAUAUAUUUUGUUUUAUCAUUCACUCAUCAUGUCACCCCCUGUCAUCCACUAUUUCAGCUGGUGUGAGAACACUUCUGUCUGUGUGUGAGUGUGUGUGUCUGUGUGUGUCUGUGGUGUUUUUGUAAGCCUUUUGUAUGAGAGCUGUAAAAUGGCCAACAUCCACUUGCUUUAUAAAGUCAGCUUUUUCUCACCCACCA